UUGAAACUGCCGCUUCCGGAUGCGAAAUAAACGUUUGUCUGAAGUCCUGGCUCUUCCAAUUGGCCAAUCAAGACAGCGGCGGAGGCCCCGCAUCUGCGUUACAAAGGGGCAGAAGAGGCGGAACCCCGGACUGCUGGGAACCUCGGCGUCAGGGUGGAGAGCGAUCAAGACUCUUCCUCCAAGGAGGCCGCUGGUCUUGGGACCAGAGAGGUGGAACCUAGCCUGGGCACCUCCUGUGAAGAAACGACAACCCAGAGCCGGUGACCUUGCUGUGAGAGGCGGUGGCCCAUGCCCAAGAAGGCGGAGACUCAAGACCCCCUUCAGCUUCGGCUGCUCAGUGUGGAGCUGCUGAAGCAGCUGUGGGCCGGCCAUGAUGCCAUGUGUCGGUCGGUGGCCAGAGCAGUGUCAGAGUCAAACCUGGACUGUAGCAGCAACAGCGGCAACUUAGAAAAGCCACUGUCCCAAGAGACUUCUUCCACUUCCUCACUGGCCCCCAGCUCACAGGACAGAAGACACGCGUGGGACCCACUGGACAGUCCUCGAGAUGACAUGUUUGAUAUGUCCUGGGACGGCAAGGCUAGCUCCAGGGCGGACUCUCUCCCACCUGCCAUAUGCCAACACCCGGAAGCCCAGGAUGGACUGGGGUCCCCCUCAGAGCCAUUGCUAGCCACUGAAGGUCUGAAGGGGCCAAUGCCUUUGACAGGACCAAAAGGUCUGGGGCCUCACAAGACACAGGCCCCAAGGUCUGGCCUGUCACAACCAAGCAGGCCGUCUAAGCCCAAAGUGACCUUCUCCCAGGAGCCUGCAGUAUCUGAGAGCAGCUGGCGAUCCCAGUCGUACCUGGGCUCUGACUGGAUUACAGGGUCCCUAGACAGUUGCUCUCCAGUCACCAGGAAACCCGAGGCCUUCUUCUCUAUGCUGCAGAGGUUUCGAGAAACCAACAAAGACGAUUGUGUUUGCAGCUCCCCCGAAGCUGUGUUCCCAGGUCUACAGGAAAGCAGUGGUGUGGAAGAGGACCACGAAUGUGUGUACUGUUACCGGGUCAACCGACGCCUGUUUCCUGUGCCGGUGGAUCUGGGUGCCCCUUGCCGUCUUUGUGGGACACCCCGGGACCAGAGGGGCCCUGAGACUCUGGAGGAGCCCGCGCAAGUCAGGGUGAGCAUCCCCCUAUCCAUCCUGGACCCUCCACACCGAUAUCGAAUUCAUAGACGGAAGAGCUUUGAUGCAUCUGACACUCUGGCUCUGCCUCGGCACUGUCUGCUGGGCUGGGACAUCCUCCCUCCAAAGUCUGAGAAAAGAUCUGUCCCCAAGAGCCUGGACCUCUGGUCUUCUGUCUCCUGUGGAUCGCAGCGCCGGCAUCUGUCCACCACCAGCCCAUCCCUCCUGGCCUUGCCAGCACAGGUCCCACCACCGAUCUGGUCAGAGCCUCAGGCUCUCCAGCCCAGUCCAUCCCACUAGAUUGACUACCACGAAGGGACAGUAUUCUGCUAGCCCCCUCAGCUUCCCCUGAGGAUGUCGCACCUGAGAGCUGGAAGCCCUCAAGAUGAGGCUGAAACCUGACAAGAUGCCAAGUGGCUCUGCUGUCUCUCCUGGAUCGGGCAGAUGAGAGGGUCCAGGUCUGGCCCGUCUACCUCCCCGGGGUCUAGAAAGUAGGGACUCUAGGGUAGAGGGGAGGAAGAGCUGUGACUAGUGUGUGAAUAAAGCUCAGGGCCCUACACUUCCUGUCCCAGUGGAAGCCUGUCUUUCCU
Molecule: messenger RNA, 1748 nt
Organism: Acomys russatus (golden spiny mouse)
Lineage: Eukaryota; Metazoa; Chordata; Mammalia; Rodentia; Muridae
Gene: Miip
Product: migration and invasion inhibitory protein
Exons: 10
Coding region: 289-1458 (389 amino acids)
Biological process (GO): negative regulation of G2/M transition of mitotic cell cycle; negative regulation of cell migration
Source: RefSeq, a predicted model, not a curated record